Seriola dumerili (greater amberjack) is the source of this 18275-nucleotide messenger RNA. Its product is annotated as nesprin-1-like. Gene Ontology annotation, molecular function: protein binding. The transcript is spliced from 88 exons. Gene Ontology annotation, cellular component: membrane. Bases 1 to 17349 code for a protein of 5782 amino acids. The record is from RefSeq and is a predicted model, not a curated record. Lineage: Eukaryota; Metazoa; Chordata; Actinopteri; Carangiformes; Carangidae.
AUGCUAUUGAUUCUGAUGGACACUCUCCAAAACCUGAAGGAGAAGGCAAACGCUUACACCAGCAAGGCAGCACUAGGUGAAGAUUCCCAGCAUGUUAAUCGUCAGGUGAAGGAAGCGGAAAACGAAGCUGAGUCGGUCUCACAGGCUGUGCCGGCUGCGAAAGGGAUGAUGGAGAGAGUGGUGUCUGCGUGGGAGACUUACAACAAGUGCCUCACCUCUCUACAGACAUGGCUCACACAAAACACACAGUCACAAACACAGGCUCCUGCUGCAGGGACACAGGUGCUGUCUGAAGCAGAGAGGACCUGCGGGGAGCUGCAGCGGGCUGCAUCCAGGCUAGAGGGCCGUCUGGCAGAGCUGGACCACUGGAGCACAGAUGCGCUGGACUGUUACCAGAACCUAAAGGAUAAAGAGCACAGAGGGCGCUCUGCACUGGACUCUACAGCCAAAGUGCUGAUCUCUCGGGGCUCGCAGCUGGAGAACCAGGUUAUAACUGAGGGACGGGAUCUGCAGGACUUUGUCGCACGAGUACAGAAAACCUCUCCUCUGCAGCACCUCAGUACCUCUGGGAUGCAGGACAGGAUCUCAGAGGCAGUCUCCCACGGCCAGCCACCCGUCGUGGUCCGCAGUGAAGUUCAUUCUAAAGCCCAGUCAAUGGCAAGAAGCAGGCUGGAGAAGGCCAGAGUUCAUCUGCACGGACGCAUCCAGCAAGCCAUCAAGUUAUUUGGUGGCAAAGAGAUUUCAGAGUCACAGGCCAAGAAGAAGCAGCGGGCUUUAAAGAUUCUGCAGCCUGUCAUCCUCGACGAGUUCCUGGAUGCAGUGGAAGGUUACGGGGCCUUCUGCUCCGGGCCCCAGCUCCAGGACUUGAUGCUCCUCUCUGACUCAGUCAGAAAGCAGUGGGAGGCCAGAGAGCUAGAAAUACUAGAGUACUUUUAUGGAGCUCAGGUGGUUUCACAUUACCUACUCCCACAGGCCGCCAUUGACGGAGCUGCGUCUGUUGAGCAGCGGGCUGAAUCGCUCCGCGAGCUGUGUGAAACAGUGGCACCAGGUAAAUCAUCCUGCCUGGAGACAGAGCAGCUGAACAAGUCAGACGAAGCACAGGACAAACAAACCGGUGACACGGUUCUCCCAGCACACAGGGGACGGCAGCCUGGGGGAAACACCCCGCUGAGAGCGACUGGCGUGUCGGACGAAACACACCCGGGCAGCAGUCUGCGACGGACACAGAGCGCGGACAGCCCACAACAAGACCUCUCACCUGUGGCGGGCUCAGUGCCACUUCAUGGUGAUAUCCUGCCACUGCGAUCUCAGGAUGUCCCGACAGGAAGAGAAGAGCAAGCGGCUCAGCAGAGAGGCUCUGGGUCGGGGAAAAUUCAGAAGUCUUCACUUCGAGCCCCAGAACAGCGACUGAAGGCUCGUCUGCUGAACAUCACAGAGAGCAACCAGCAAGCCCAAAGUCAUAUACAGGCGGUUGUCAGGGGUGACACUGUGGAGGCCAAGCAGGAGCCAGAGUGGACCGUCAUCCCAGAGGCGGUCGCCCCACCACAGGAGGAGCACCCUUCUGAACAGGAAGUACUAGAAAGGUACAGGAAGGCCUGCUUGGUAUUUAAGUCUCAACUCAAGAAGAAUGAGCAACAUUUGCUGGAGUUUAUCCCAGAGCAAGUCACCAUCUCUACUCUGCACAACCAAAGGAAGCAACUACAGACUUUAAAACAGGUGACAGAGGCACAAUGGUUUAAGUUUGAGCUCCAGUAUGCCCACCUAUCCCAUUCCCCCCAUCUGAUGACCAGAGAAGACCGGAGUGAAGUGGAAAGAGACUGGGAGCAGCUGAGGCAGGAGUGGAGAGGCCAACAGAUGUGCCUGCAGAACAGGAUGACGUCUCUUGAGAACACGGCCGACCUGAUGGAGUCUGCGGAUGAGACGACGGCAUUGAUCACACAAAACCUUGACGGCAUCAUCCGACAGUCUAUGGACAUCUCCUCCUUCAACCUGACCGAUCGUAGUCUGCAAUCUGACUUAAAGGAGAUGGACGACAGGCUGCAGUCUGAAGUGAGAAAAAUAACAAAACAAAGCAGUGAAGAGGAAAGACAACACCCAGAGGCCACAUCCCUCCACCAGGCUCUCCACAACAGUGUCAGUCAGCUCAAGCAGCUCAGACAGCAGCUGGAGAAGGUUCAGUCAGCUGCCCAGGCUGUGGAUCACUUCCUGGCCACAGUGAGGGAAGUCAAGGCCGAGAUCCCAGCCCUGCUGGCAAAGCAGGACGACAGCAGGCAGCAAAAUGAGGCGGACUGGGAGCAGGAGAGGCGUUCCUGGCAGGCAGAGAUGCAGCAGAGGUUGCAGACGGCUGCGGACCAAUGUGAAAGUGUUGACAGCAAUUUAAAGGCAGCGGGAAUGACUCUUACCAUGGAUGGUGCAACUGUUACGUGCCAGGAUGUGGUGACAUCGUUGUCCGAGCACGUUGCGGACGUGGAGAAAAAGCUGAUGAGAGCCAGGAAAAGGGAGAGCAAAGAUGGGAUGAAUCUAAUGGGAAAGGAGCAAAUGCAGAGGAAUGAAGAGUUGAAUCCCACGGAGAUGCGUCAGACGAAGACUGGGGAUGAUUCACCACAGCUGGGGGGAAUACAGGAGCAGGAGCAUCCCAGUCCAACUGGGGCAGAAGAGGAGUCAGGGUUGGAGGCCCAAAGGAGGAGGCUGGAUGGAGAGAAUGACACAAAGGCCCAAAGGGAGGAAGAGCACAAGGCUCAAACAUGGAGGACACGAGCCUUGAAAGAGCUGGAAAGUCGUCUUUCUGGUCUCCUUUCUGAGCUGCAGCACAUACAAGAUGCAUCUUCAUCAGGAUCCUGUGAUGUGAGUCAGACCAGCGAGGUGGAGGACGUCCGGGAGGAGACGACAAAGGCUGUAACUGAACGGCUGGAGCAGUGUCGUGUCCUGACUGAGCUGCUGAAGAGGUUUCAGAGCGUUCGUGGUGAGCUGACUGGGACACUGCAGAGAGCAGAAAGCACCAUCAGUGAACAAGCCUCCUACAUGGGGAAAGACAACUUGCAGAGAUUCCACACUAAGGUUCAGGAAAGAAAAGCAGAGCUGAACAGCCUUGGGGACGGCAUAGAGGAGGUCCGCAGUGUCUGCAGGCAGCUUCACUCUCACCUACGCCAGAUACCAGAAUGCACCAUCGUCCCCUUUGAGAGCGAAGCUGAUGCUCUGAUGGACAGCUGGCUGGACAUUUCAGAAAGGACAGAUUCCCACCUUGAAAACAUGCACCUUGGCCUCACUCUGUGGGAUGGAGUCCUCCAGCUGGGAGCAGAGGUGGAGAGCUGGACUGAGAAUAAACUAGCACUGUUUGCUCAGUCUCCUUCCUUUCAGUCAGAGGGUGACAUCAAGACACUGCAGAAAGAGAUUGUGGCCCAAGAGAAGAGUGUGCAGCGUUUCCAGCAGAGAACCACUGAGAUUCAGUCCCUGCUUCAAAGCGCAGAGCCCCCGCUGGAGCUGCAGGUGGCGGAGACCCAGAUGAGGAAGAAGAUAGAGCAGCUGAAGGAGCUCGGCUCUGAAGCUGAGGAUGUUUACAGGCAGAUGGUGGCCGCUAAGGGACAAAUCACUGCCAGGAUGGCCGAGUGCUUCAACUCCCUCCAAAAGAUUCAGGACUCCCUCCUCACUCUUGCUGGUUCAGAUGUUGCAGCAGUCCUUGCAAAACUUAAAGAUCUGUGUCGGCAACUGCAGACCCAGGACGAGCAGGCAGAGAGUUUGCUGGAGGAUCUGCGUGUCCUGACCUCCAUAACAAGUCCAGAUAGCCUAGAGAGUCUGUGUGCGGACGGGAUUCAGCUGCAGGAGAAAGUGAGAAACGCCCAUGACCUCUUCUCUGACGUGGAAGAACAGACUCAGAGGAAUAUCCAGGAUCUUGACAGGGUGAGGACUGAGCUCCUCAGUCAGCUUGUGUCAUCUUUACAAAGCAGCAGCCUUCAGCAGUCUGCGCUGGUGGAAGAAAGUAGCAAACUGCUGGAACGAUCCCGCAACUUCCACACCAACAUACUACAUGGUGCCCAGGAGAAGCAGUGCUCUCUGAGCGGGGACCUGGAGGUGUUUCAGGUUUUGUUGAAGUCCACACGAUCCUGGGUCGGAGAUCUGAGACUACGUGUUGACUCCCCACUUGGUGAAAGACACGGUCUGCAGAGUCCUGUAGAGCAGAGACUUCACCAUGCUCAAGCUGUGGUAAGUGCAACCACAGAUGGAGCCGCUCGCCUUGAGGAGCUCAGAGUUACUGGAAAUAGUCUGAGCCACAGACUGAGUGAUGGAGAUGAUCUGAAACAGGAAAUUCAGGAAACCAUUCAGAGAGUAGAGGAGCAGUGGAGGGACCUUCAGCAAUCAGUUGAGCCUUAUCACAGGGUUCUGCAGACUGAUCCAGAGGUCACCUCCUCCCACCUGUCCAGACGACAGGAGGUCGGCUGCAAGGUGGAAGAGCUGCAGCGCCAAAUUGCUCAGCUCCCCACCUUAUUCCCCUGGCCUGGCACAGCUGAACGUAGACAAGCCUGCCUUCUAGCCCGUCAACUGUUGGAUGAAUCUAAAUCCCUGCAGUUAACUCUUACCAGCCUGACUGAACAGAGGAGAGAUCUGGCUGAGCGAACCAGUGACAACAUCUGGGCAGAUUCCUCCUGGGUUGAGCUGGACACCUACUGCCUAUCACUGAUGGCAGAGCUGACGGCUUUGCUACAAGAAGUAACAGACAUGGAAAAAGACACUUUGCAACUUGUUACGCUGAAGGACUCUAUCACAAACAGCUCCACGGUCGAGGCCCAAGCCAGCCUCUCCCAGCAAGUCAGCAUCCUCCAAAACCACAAGAGGGCACUAGACAGCAGCAUCAGAGAAAACCUGGCACUGCGCAAAAAAAACAACAACCAGAGAGAUCAACAGGUGAAGGAAGAGGUCUCCUGUGUACAGACAGCUGUGAAAGACCUGGCUGCAAAUGUUGGCAAUCUGUGCGGGAACCUUGAAGUGCUGCCUGAUAUCAGCCAGCUCAGACAGGAGUGGUGUGCCAUACAGGACUUUGAUACCAGACUGACAGAGUUGGCUGCAAGAGUUUACAGGCUGCAGAAUACUGGAGAGUCCAGCAUCACACAAGACGUGCUUCCUGCAGAUGUCACUUUGACUGUUGAUGGAGUUGCUAAAGAUGUUGACAGCCUCAGGUCCAUUUUUCUACAAAGGAAGCAGGAGUGUGCAGAAAACACUGCUAACAGGGUGAGACAGGUCGUCAGGCGGCUGCAGCAGUGGAGCCAAACAGUACAAGCUGAACCAUCAUCGCCCAGUCAGGCGGCUCUGGAUGAAGAGACAUUUAAGGCAAUUACUGAUGCUCAAGAACAAGAGAAACCCUGUGAGGACGUCAGUGUGACCCCAAAGAAAGCAUUAACAGUCGUGCUGGACGUGCAGGAAAAUGAAAACAUUGGAGCCACCAGGGCAGAUGUACCCGCAUAUUCAGACGGAGCAGAGCUAGAGCGGUGUGAUGCAAAAUUCACAGAGGCUGCAAACACAGGAUUCCCUGAGAAGAAACCUGGACUGCAAACAACAUUAAUCAGUCCAGAAUCAGACAAAACUGACUUGAAAAGCCUUCAUUUAGCAUCACAAUCAAAGACUUUAAAACCAGUUACUGAUGCUCAAGAAACAGGGAAAUACUGUGAGGAUAUCAAUGCGAGCCCAAAGAAAGUGUUUACAAUAGUGUUGGACAUGGAGUUUCCUCUGUACCAGCCACAGGACAUGCAGCCAAGGGGAAAUGUUGGAGCCAGCAGCCCAGAUCCCUGUGGCACAAAGAUCACAGAACGUCAGAUGCAAGAAGACAUGGAGCCUGAGAGGACGACGCUGGGUUUGUCAGCUGAUUGGGGUGCCGGAGAGACGACAGGUGGAUCACCAGCGUCCUGCAAACACAGAUCCACCAUGCUGGAUAUCUUGUCUGAGAUACAGAGCUUGGCGGAAAGAAAGAUUCGCCUGAUGCGAACUGUCCAGCAGGUUCUGGCAUGUCGAUAUCAACCAGCACAACUCGAUGUGGCUGCUAUGGCCAAACAGCUGGAGGAAGCAGAGCAAUACAGGUGCUGUGUGCAGGAGCGAGUAGCUACUAUGAAAAGCAUGAGUGCUGCCUGGGAAUGUGACCCAAUCGCCUUGAAAAGAGCUGAAGGACAAUGGAGUGCAGCACUGCUGGAUGCCUCUGCCACAGUGCAGGUGAAAGCAGCACAGCUGGACCAGGUCAGACGCUAUCACAAACAGAUGAAGAUGACCAGAGUUUUUCUGGAGGUUUUAGCUGCUGAGAAGGAAAAAAUGAGCCUAAACGCUUUGGGAAGUAGUGCUGUUCAAGCUGACAAACUCCACGCCCUGCUGCAAACCAUGGAACAGAAGAAAAGCAUCAUGGAGGAGCUGCUCCACCUAAGUGGCCAGUUAUCAGUCCACUUGAGUGACGCAGAAAGUUCGGGUGCUCUUCUUGCCCAGCUUGGAGACGUCCAAGAGGAAUGGAGGCUUUUGGAAGGAGGUAUCAAGAGAGCUCUACAACACGCCACAAACUCCAACUCUCAAUCCUCUCUUCUUAUAAAAGAGGCCGAUCAGCUUAAAGCCAAGGUCGAAGCUCUUCAGAAAUCCAACUUUCAAAGCAACGACAGUAAAAGUGCUUUAGAAUUUGUUUGUCUGAGCACAGACCUAAAACUGUACAACCAGCUUUAUCUGCACUUACAAUCCCAGUCAGAUGCUCUCGUCCAUUUCUCUCUGGGUCAGAAGGAGAAGGAUGAGAUCCAGUGUAAUCUUCAGGAAUUGGGAUCAUUGCUUAAUGACGCCAAGAGAAAGCUUGAUACUUCCACGUAUAGCUGUGGAGGCAUUUCCUCAACUAAGAUCAACAAACAAUUACAAGACCUGAUCAUGUGGGCCAAGCAGGCGGAAAACCACAUCUCCAUUGGGAAAAAGUUAGCUCUUUUCCCAGAGGAGGCUCGUAUUCAGAUUGUUGACAUGAAGAAAUUUCAGACUGAUAUUUUUUCCCAACGGUCCAAGAUGCAAGCACAAGUUGAGGAGAUGAAAGAUGUAGCCUUUGACAUGGGAAAAGAGGAAAGCGACGAAGUAUUGAAGACAGUAGAGGACCUCUAUGAAGCCAUUGUCGACAGCCUGGAUCAUGUUCUUGUUACCUUGAAGAAACACCUACACGAGCGGGAGAAACUCUUAUCCCAGCUUGCUAGCGCGGAUGCCUGGCUAGCAGCAACACAUGCUACAAGAGACCCCUGUACCCAUGUUGAAAAUGUGUCCAAAGCUGACAUCCAAGAGCUGGAGAGCAAGCUGGAGAGUCACAAAUUAGCCACUGUGGAAAUACAGAGCCAACUAAAUCUGGUGGAGGCGAUGGCUGAAAGUUGGAAGGACAUGGCAGUAGGGUUGAGUCCAGGAGAGAGCCGCUACCUUGUCAACAGACUGUCAGGCCUCUGGACAGAAUUGGAUGGACUGCUGGCUCAUGAGAGAGCAACCAGCUGGGAACUAGAGGAGCUGAUUCAUGAGCGAACAUCUUCAGAUGAGGAGUUAUCAACCAUCCAGGCUAGUUUAAAGCAAAUUUCCGCUGAUUUGGAGAAGCAAAAAUUCCCUCUAACACAGGAAACCCUUUCGACAGUUGUACAUUUGAAGCACAUGCUAAUGGAGAAUCAGUGUCAAGUACAAGAGCUUCAGCACUGCCAUGAGGCCAAGCGUAGCACCUUGCUGUACACCAUUGGAGAACUGCAAGACAGGUGCAAAGCUCUCAGUCUUAAUGCUUUUGAGCAAGACAAAUAUCUGCACCUGAGGAGACAAAUGGAGGAAUCUAGGGACAUUGCCAAAGAGCAAAUCCAGCGUGCCAAAGACAAAACAAUCAGUGUGGGUGAGAGAUUCAGACUGUGCCAAACACUCCUGGUUGAACUUCCUUUAGUGAAGACACAGUGUCAAGAAGCAGGGGACCAGCUGGAGGCCAUAGCUCAGGAUCUGUACCCAUCUGAACUGAAUUCAGAGAGGGAGAGGAUUCACUGCACUGUGGAAACUUUGGUCUCCUGGGAGCACUCUGUCACAGAUGAUAUCAAAUACCUAGAGGCCAAGCUUCUGUUGGGUCUGCGCUUUUCCUCCGAACUUCCUGCCUUAAUUGAGCUUUUCCAAAAUACAAGAGUGGAGCUGGAGGGAGCCAGGCCAGUCGAUCCAGAGGAGAAAGCAAUUGACAGUGCACUACGAAGAUACUGGGUCAUUUGGAGAAAUAUGGAGUCUGGGAUGAGGGUUUUAGAAGCUCUCGGACGGAAGGAAAAAAUUAACCUGAAGAACUUCAAGGAGCUAUACUCUCUCAGGGAUGCAGCCAUGCAAGAGUGUCAUUUACAAAUGGAGAGUUUAUCUCAGGCUCGAGAAUCCUUGAAGGAUUACCAGUGGGCCGCUCAAGGAGCAAUAGCCUUUCUUCAUAAUGCUGAAGGCACCUUUUUGUCAGCUCCCGGAGGGUUUCUGGACUGCACCGAGGAACAGAGACAGACCCGGCAGGCUUUAAAAGCUCUAGAAGACGGAUUUCAGGCUCAUAUCUGCCACCUUGUGGAACUGGUCCCCCAGCAACCCUGCCUCUCCCGCCCCAAGGCCGAGCAGCUCCACAUCGGUAUUCUCACCCAGUUGUUGGUAGGAAGAGCUGUACUGGAGGCCCAGGCCCAGCUCAGGCUGGAGUCCUUGCAGAGUUGUGCAGCAAGACAACAAAGCCACAGGAGCUGUCAUGAAGACGUACGGCAGCGUCUUUCUAGGUCUGAAGCUGGACUUUCAGAAUGCGCUGCGGCACAAAUCACGUCAUAUGACAAAUGUGUUGCCCAACAAAAGAGAGCUACGCUACUGAUGGAGGAUCUCCGCAACCUUGCUGGAAAGAUAGAAGAACUGAGGGCUGGAUGUCCGAUGCAGGGCUGCGGAGUUGGUAAAGACGGUGAGCUGGCUGCCCUCUGGCGCCGUUGGGUAUCGUUACGACGUGGCGUUGGCGUUCUGAUGGCACACGCAGAACAGAGACAAGAGGAAUGGAAGGACAUCACUACAAGUAUUGAGCAGUGUUGCAGUUUUUUGGCCAGUCUUCAGGCAGAGGUGCCUGACUCCUCCACUGUGAGCUUCACUCAAGAGAAACCCCUGGAGCUUCUUGCCCAGGCUGAGAUGCACCAGGCCGGCCUGGAGCAGGAGCAGCAGGCCUUAGCCUCCCUGGAGCAUCGACUGGAGCAUGCCCUGAGCUUAUCCAGUUCACAGGAUCCCAUGAGUCCCGGACCUGUUGGCAGAACACUGGUGAAGAUCCAGGAGAAUGUCAGGAGCCUAAAAGAGAGAAACCUGCUGCUGGUAGCUGCAGCCCAAGCAGAGGAGAAAGAGAGACAGCAAGUCCAAGAGGAGAUAGGAGAGGUGGAGAAACACAUGCUCGCCACUAUCCCCACGCUGGAAGCUUGUUCGAACGCAAGCAAACGACAGGAGCUCAGAGAGGAUCUGUCCUCUCAGAGGUCCAAGCUAAAGUCCAUCAUGCAUGGUGUAGAGAGCCGGUAUGAAGAGAUUCCUGAUGAUAUCAGCAAACGGUUACAAGAAGUUCAACUGUCCCUACAGAGAGCAGAGGAGAAGCUCAUGGAGGGGAGCAGCCCGGGUCGCAAGCUGGCUGGUCGAAUGGUGGAGCUUUGUUCUGGCCUCAAGAAAGUGAAAGCGUCACUGGAGCAGAAAAGUCCAACAGUCAGCGAUGCUCAAAAUAUGCUCAAGGUGUUUACACAUGUUUGGGAUGAGCUGGAUGCGUGGCACAGUCGCUUGAUGAUCCUGGAGAGCGAGGUGCACGAUCUUGCGGAGGAGCAGUCGGACCAAGCUCACCUCCUCAUGGACCAACUCACACAACCACUGCAGCUCCAUCAAAACGCGUCGCAGAUGGCUGAACACCGCACUGCCUUCCUCAGCAAGAUCCCAGUCUGUCUUCAAGAGUUACAAGACAUUUUGUACAGCGCCACCUGCUGGAUGGAGGAGGCCCAGUCAUGGCUCAACGCUCCUUGCUCAUUCACAACAGCCAGAAGCCUCCAGAAUCAUGCAAGCUCUCUGCAGCUGGUCCUGGACGACUCAGAGAGGAUUAGGGACACCUUGCAGGGCUUCAGGCCGGUGCUGGCUGAGAUCUCUGCUGUGUGUGACAUCAGCACGCAGGAGAAGCAGCUGGACCAGAAUGACCAACAAGUCCACAAAAUGCAACGCAACCUCCUGGAGCCACUGGAGCAACUCCUGCAGGCUGCCGUGGUGGUGGAGGUGAUGGAAGCUGAGCUUAAGACUAUGGAGAAGAAUGUUCCCAAGAUCAGAACCAUUUUAUCCUCCAUGGACGACUCCAACAUAACUCUAACGGAGCAUCUUCAAAACCGACAGGUGAUCCUGGCCAAUGUGCAGUCAAUGCAGAGGACACUGGAGGAGCUGGAGAAAUGCAAAGUGGAGCUUCACCUCCCACAAGGCGCAGAGGAGAGCCUGCUGGCCUUCUCCCGAACCGGACUGCUGCUGCAGCCGCUCGAGGAGCUGGAACAACUCACACAGCAACAAGCCUCUCUGCUGGAGAACAAGAUUAGGGAGGAGGAAGAAACCAGUAAGGAUGUUGGCAUCACCCCAGUCUCCAGUAAUCCUGAAGAGAGACAGCAGCUAUACAGAUCUCCACGAAGACACUUAGUCCAGGAGGCUUUUGAAGUGUCUAAUUCAGAGGAAGAGGAGGAAGAGGAUGACGAGAGUUGUCACUCGUCGUCCUCUGACACACUAACAUGCAGUAUCCCGGAGGACCCAGAGGAGACACUCAACGUUUCAGAUGUGACAAGUGAGGAUAUUGCUGAAAUGAAGCCACUGUCAAAGGUUAAGGUGACGCCUGCAGACAGCUCUCAUCCAGGUGUGAAGGAGGAGUUGUACGAGGCUGCACGGAGGGUCCUCUUCUGCCUGGACUCUUGGACUGACCUCCUCUCGACUCCUGGUGGCGCUGAUGAAGAUGACCUCCACCUGAGGCUGCUGCAGCAGGAGUUCUUCUUCAAACAGCUGUGUAUUUUGGACGAGUUUGAACUGGGACAGAGUGAGACCUUCCCAAAUCUAAAGGAUGCUCCUGGUUUGGAGCAGUGUCUCCUGGGCAGACAUCUGAGGGAGAGUCCGGGGGAAAAAGCCAAGGUACAGCAAGCAUCUGGCUCCUUGCUUCAGGGGAUAACUCACCUCCUGGAACUGGGAGAAGUAGGCAUAAAAGAAAGGCAGAUGAGCCAGGUUCACAACCGCAGCCAACUUCAAGCCGUUCUCUGCAGACCCAAGAGGCUCCUGCAGGUCCUCAGGUCUCAGUUGGCUUUUGUGCAGCAUCUAUUUCAACGUGAGCCAGAGGUUUUCAAGUGUCAAGAGGAUGAGCGCUUACAGCUGGAGGUCAGGGCUAAAGCUUUGCAGCAACAGGCUCUGGAGCAGGAAGUGGUUUCUUACAGGAGGCUGCAGGAAUGGACCAUUUGGGAGGAUAAUUGCGGUCAGCUGGGCAGGGUGCUGGAUGAGUCUGAAGCCCUCAUCAGCAGCGGGGAACCAGAGGGAGACGACGAGGAGUCGUCUGUCGUACAGCACAGACUAGACGCCUGCCAGCAAACACUGGUCCAGCUGGAUGAGAGCAGAGCAGCUUUAGGACUGCUCCUGGAUCAGUGUAAGGUGCUGCAGACAGAGCCGGUGUUUGCUGCCUCAGUCGGCCUGGCAGGAGGUGCUCUGGAGCUGCGAUGGAGGAGUGCCUUCAGGCGGACAGAGCAAGAGAUCCGACGCUGCAGAGACAUCCAGGACGUCCGUGCCAGAUUCCAGACAGACUUCACCUUGGUCAGUAAUUGGCUGGUUGGUGCCAAUAAACACCUGAAGACUUGGUCAGACCUGGCAGACACCACAGACCUGAACCAGGAGUGUGUUCACAAAAGUCUGUUCAAGCUGCUGGACUUAUCCAUGGAGGUGGAGGCCAUGUCGGUGCAGAGGGCGUCGGUUUCUAGGGAAGCCACGCAGCUUCUCCACCUGAGGGAAGCUGACUGUCCCGGGCUGAGAGCUCAGAUCGCCCAGCUGGAGGUCCGCUGGAGCCAGCUCACCUCAGAAGUGUCCAGGCUACAAGAGCAGCUACACCAGAAGCUGCUGGCUGGAUGGCCACCGGUGGAGUUGCUGUGUGACCUGGAGGACUGGCUGAAGAAACUGGAGACUCGACUGAGCCAGGAGAAAGAAACGGUUCUCAAGGCCAAAGAUGCUGCUCAGAUCACUGAAGUCCUGCUACACUACAAGUCUGGGCCUCAGGCGGUGGGAGCAGACAUCCAAGCUCUCCGAUCUGAACGAACAAUGUUUGCAGAGACACUUGGUGCCCUUAGACACCAGUGGCUGCACCUCCAGAGGCAGCUGGAGAGCCAGGCUGUUGUAGGCAGAGUGAAGGGGGUGGCUGCAGCUUUGCAGGAGUUGAAAGCCACACGAGCUCAUGCUGAAAAGGAAGAGGAGCACCCCUGUGAUAUCACGUUCUGGAACCAGGCAGAGAGUGUCAGUCAUGCCUGUGAGGAUCUUAGUCAACAGAUGGAAGCUCUGAGACCAGCUCUACAACAGACUGUCACAGAGUGGAGUUGUUUUGACAGAGAUCUGAGGGAGGUUACUCUGCACACCAGUAGGGUGCGCUGUGCUCUGCAGCAUCAGCAAGCGCCUGUGUUCUCACUGAAGCAGGCAGAAGGACACGCGGAACACCUCCAGCAACUCCAGGGGAAUGCUGGGAAAGGAGAAGCGCUCUGGGCGACUGUGGAAAAAUCAUUCCAGAGUCUCAUGAAGACUCUUCAUCGUGGAGCAGCGCAGGCACUAAGUGACCAAAUGGAAGGAGAGCGGAAACGGUGGAAGGACGUGGUGCAGGAGCUAAAGGACGUGCACGUGAAGACCGGAGAGACACUGUCCCUUUGGCAGGAGUACAGUCGUCUCUCUGAUAACUGCUCCCUGCACCUGCAACAGCUGUGGCUUCAGUGGGAGGAGCUGUCGACUUCUUCACCAUCACCUGUGCAGGACACGCAGACCAUGGUUGACUCAGUGGAGAAGAUGCAGGUUGUUGCUGAGGGCUUGCAAAGCAGUGUGGGAGAUGUACUGGAGGCUUCCAAGCCUCUUAUGAGACAGCUAGGACCUCCUUCUGCAAAUUUAAUCCAAUCACAGACCAGACUGCUGUCACGUGACGUCCUGCUCCUCUGCCAGGCAAUGUCAGGGAAAAAGAAAAGUCUUCAGGAUGAUGGUGAGGAGCAGAAACGAUUUCAUACUUGCCUGCAGACCCUUGAAAAGCAGACACAGAACAUACAAAACAAACUGAGGGCUGGUGUAAAUGACAAAGACUCUGUGAAGCAGGUUCUCCUGGAGCUCAGUGAUCUGUUUCCGUCACUGGUUGACGUCAGGGAGACGAGCGGCUAUUUGACCCUGAACAACCAGGAGAGGGAGAGACUGCACACGCUCAGCAGGGAGUGGAUCGAAAGCAUGACUCACAUAUCUGACAGGAACAGAGAGCUGCAGGCUGAGCGUCAGGGUUCCCAGACCUUUCAGGAGAAGUAUAAGAACCUGAUGCUCAUAAAGGAGAAACUUGUUGAGGAAUCGAUGUCUAAAAAACCUCUAAGUCUCUCCUGCCUCCAAGAGAUGCUGACUGCCCAUCAGAGGCUUCAGGCUGAAAUAAUUACUGGACACCAGCUUCUGCGGAGUCUCCUCAGUGAUGCAGUCAAGUCCAUGGAAAAAGAAACAGGAGAGAAAAGAUCUGAGCUCGUGGCACAAGUGGCCAGUGUGAAGGAGAGCUGGUUCAGUGCCGUUGCUCUGGCUUGUCAGCGCAGGUCCUUGGUAAAAGAACAGCUCAGACAACGGAGAAUCUACCACCAUGGCCUGAAACAUCUGUGGAAGCUGCUGACGGACGUUGACCCUCUGCUGCCCCCUGCUGGCCCUGCUCUCUGUACACUGCAGCGAUUGGGAAGCUGCGCGGAUGAAUACCAGUGUGUCGAAGAGGCUUUGGGUCUGCGGUCCACCGUCUACAACCAGACGCUGGAGGCUGGCAAACAUUUGUGUGAAACCAUGACGGAGUCUGAGUGUCAGAGUCGACUGCAGUCAGAGCUCCAGGCCGUAGAGGAGGCCUGGAAACAAACCAGCUCACUGCUGGGCAGGAGAAGAGACCUGGUUAAUGCAACUCUUCAGAAGUGGUCUCAGUGUCAGGACGGGAUGACCAACAUCAUGUCAGAGCUGGAUGAGGUGAAGACCAAGAUGAAUCAGCAGCUGCCUGAAAGACCAGAGAAGCUCAUCCAGGAGGCAGAACUCUCUCUGCAGCGUUUGGCCAGUGGAUUGAGGGAACUGGGCACCAUGAAGACAGACCUGUCCCAGUACAUCACGGCCGGUGACUCGGCUCUGCUGGAGCAGCAGCUGGAACAACUCCACGGUCAAUGGGAAGAGCUGUGUAUGAAGGUAUCCUUGCGCAGGCAGGAAAUCGCAGACCGCCUCAACGCCUGGACCAUCUUCAACGACAAGAACAAGGAGUUCUGUGAUUGGCUGACUCAGAUGGAGAACAAGGUGUGCCACAGUGGAGAUCUGAGCAUCGAGGAAAUGGUGGAGAAACUGAAGAAGGACUGCAUGGAGGAAAUCAACUUGUUCAGUGAGAAUAAAAGCCACCUGAAGCAGUUGGGUGAGCAGCUGCUGUUAGCCAGCGAUGAGGCCAAGCAGACCCAGGUCCGCGGCUCAAUGCAGGAGGUGAACCAGCGCUGGCACAACCUCUUCCACCACAUCGAAGCCAGGGUGAAGAAGCUGAAGGAGACGCUGGUCACAGUGCAGCAGCUGGAUAAAAACAUGAGUAAUCUCCGCUCGUGGCUUUCGCGAAUUGAAGCUGAGCUGUCCCGACCAAUCACCUACAGCGUCUGUCACCACCAGGAGAUCCAGAGGAGGCUGGCUGAGCAGCAGGAGCUGCAGAGGGACAUUGAGCAGCAUACGGAGGGCGUAGCGUCGGUGCUCAACCUGUGCGAUGUUUUGCUGCGGGACGAAGACGCUGCCGGCGGCACUGAGGCGGAGAGCGACUCGCUGCAGGAAACCAGCCGCAGCCUGGACCAGCGCUGGAGGGCCAUCUGUACCAUGGCUCUGGACAGGAGGCUCAGGAUCGAGGAGACGUGGAGACUCUGGUGCAAGUUCCUCGAUGACUACUCGCGGUUUGAGGAUUGGCUGAAGAUGGCUGAGCGCACCGCUGCCAACCCCAACUCUGCAGACGUCCUUUAUACUGUCGCCAAAGAGGAGCUCAAGAAGUUCGAGGGUUUCCAAAGGCAGGUUCAUGAGCGACUGACCCAGCUGGAGCUAGUCAACAACCAGUACCGCCGUCUGGCCAGGGAGAACCGCACCGACCGGGCCAGCCAGCUCAAAGCCAUGGUCCACGAGGGCAACCGGCGCUGGGACACCCUGCACCGCAGAGCGGCCGCCAUCCUCCGCAGGCUCAAGUAUUUUACGAGCCAGAGGGAGGAAUUUGAAGGCACCAGGGAGAGCAUGCUGGUGUGGCUGACCGAGCUGGACCUGCAGCUCACCAACGUUGAACACUUUUCAGAGAGCGACGUCCAUCACAAGAUACAGCAGCUCAACAGUUUCCAGAAGGAGAUCUCACUGAACACUGAGCGCAUUGACGGGCUGAUAGUGUUUGGAGAGGGUCUGAUCCAGAGGAGCUCGCCGCAGGACGCAGCGCUGAUAGAGGACGAGCUGCAGGAGCUGCACACCUACUGCCAGGAGGUUUUCAGCAGACUGGUCCGCUUCCACCAGCGACUCAGCCAGCCACCGAUCAAGGAAGAACCUGAGCUCUCUGGUACCACUUUUUCCUUGGAGUCGAGCUUGGAGCUGAUUGGCCGGCCGUGGCUUGGGCGGACCCAAGGAAGCCUCCCGGCCACACCCACCCACCUGCUGGCCUCCCCGCUGGAGCGCUCGGGGCGGGAGACACCUGUGAGCGUGGACUCGCUGCCUCUGGAGUGGGACCACACCGGAGAUGUAGGAGGUUCAUCGACACAUGAAGAUGAUGAGGAGGAGGAAGAACGUGACGAAGAGGGAGCUUACUUCAGUGCACUAUCAGAGGUGGAGUUCACUGAGAGCCAGGAGGAUUUUAUUGAAGCCCCAGAAGCGUUACUAUCCUCCUCACUGGUUCCAAGCAGGUCUAUGGUCGGACAUGAGUCUCCGGGAUGGGGGUCACCGACAGACACGCAACCUCUCCAGCUGCACUCUGAGGCUGCGCCCACUCUCACCAGCACGCCCAUAAAGCAGGGCUAUCUGGGUCUCAUGACUCAGUGCAGCGGCAGCAUCAAGGACAUUAAAAGAGUCUCGCUGAUUCUGGAUGACGAGGAGCAGCCGAGGGAGCUCGGUCUGACGGGACUCAGUGCCUCAGACAAACAGUCAGGUGUGAUUGAACGCUGGGAGUUGCUCCAGGCUCAGUCCAGGAGCGAUCAGCAGGCCAGCCCUCAGGAGCCCCAACAGCUCACGUCUGACCUCGACGACAUCACCUCCUGGUUAGAAAACGUGAUCCCAGAGCUGGACCGCCUCCAGCCGUCCAACCCAGCGGCGAGCAUUGAGGACAUGGAAGCCAGAGCCAAAGAACUAAAGGAGAUGCAGAGGGUGUUUACUCGCUACAAGUCCAUCAUGCUGUCUGUCAACCUGAGAGCUCAGGAGGCCCCAGACCUACAGCAAAGACUGGCGAGUAUGAACAGAGACUGGAGCAGAGCAUGUACCGGCCUCCAGCAGUGGGACACCAGUCUGAGGAACACGCUGAUGCGCUGCCAGGAGUUUCAUGAAACCCUCCACUCUCUGUUACUGUGGCUGGCCCACGCAGAGAGCAGACGCUACACAGUGGACAUCAGUCACCCAGACACACCUGUCAGAGCCCUGCGACAACAGCGCAACACGCUCACUGAUCUGCAGGAGGAGCUGCGGAGCAGGCAGGCUCAGCAGGCCUCGCUCCAGGCUCUGUGGUCUCAGCUCCAGCCCGAGGACGGAGCCGAGGAGAUCGACGAGGCCCAGGAGAAGCUUCACGUCACGGGUAACAGGAUGAAGUUGCUCCUGAGGGAGGUGAACCAAGACCUGAGCACCCUGCAACAGCGACUGGGCUGUGAAACUGAAUCAGACGACCAAGGCCGAAGUGCCUCUGCAGAUGCUUCUGAGGAGGCGGCACGUUCAAAGAAAGGUUCCUCGACUCAAAGAGAGAGGAGGGAUUCGUCUCCGCCUCGGUCCUUCUUCUACAGGGUCCUUCGCGCUGCCUUCCCCCUCCACCUCCUCCUGCUGCUCCUCCUGCUGCUCCCCUGUCUGAUUCCCAUGUCAGAGAGCGACCCCAGCUGCACUGUGGCCAACAAUUUUGCCCGGUCUUUCUACCCCAUGUUACGUUACACCAACGGCCCCCCACCCACCUGAUGAUGGAAAUUUUGCAUAUUUUUUUGAGAACGCAGAGAAACACGUGCCACCUUUUUGUCACAUGACCAAAACCGUCUAACAUAAGUUACCCCAAAUUGUAUUUUAAUCUCUAUUUUUAAAGAUUUGAAUUUAGAACAUUGUAUUUAUUCCGGACCUGCCUGUUUGACUGCAUUUCAAUCAGAACGAACAUCACAUGAACAAAAAUGUAGAUAUUCUAGUUUAAUAUUGCAAAGAUCUUGAAACCGUCCAAGAAAAUCAAUCACUGCAGCCUCUUGCAGAGCGCCCCCGCAAACCACAACUCAAAAAUAGAGUUCAUCAGCAGAUGUUUGUGCUCGCUCAGGUGUGAUUGAACGCUGGGAUUAAAACUGUUGGAGGCGUGAAGCAGCGGCAGCAAAGACACGUACGUUUAUCUUUCAGCUGCUGUGCGAUGCUCAGUGGUUAGAAGAAAAAGCCAGUAAAUAUAUUGAGUCAGUUCAUUGGAGAGAACAACAAAGAGGAAAGACCCAGUGAGAUGAUGAAAUAACUACAUUUGAGCCAGUUGAUUAAAAGCUUCAGUCGAUGGAUAAUCAGGUCUAAACAUCCCACGCAGGACACAGUGGCAGUAGAAGGCUGCAUUAGUGGAUUUUCACUGAACAAGCCGUCGCUUUGCUUCUUUCAGAGCUUCCUUUAUUCAAAACAAUUUACAUACAAAAGACACAUACACCGAGGUCAGUCCUCUGGUCUUUUACAUGUUUAUCACGACGAUCAUGGUCUGAACUGGACAUUAUUUUAUCAACUGUUGACGUUUCAUUUUGUCUCACGUUAUCCUGCCUGUUACACUGAACUCUACAAAGAGAAAUCAUUUUUUUAAAAUUAAAAGACACUGGCUGAAUUUGAAUGUAUUCUAUAAAAGGCCAAUAGUACAAAAUUAAAGUUGUUUUUAUACA